Messenger RNA from Penicillium oxalicum, 591 nucleotides. RefSeq lists its product as uncharacterized. The transcript has a single exon. NCBI's taxonomy places the organism in Eukaryota, Fungi, Ascomycota, Eurotiomycetes, Eurotiales, Aspergillaceae. The record is from RefSeq and is a predicted model, not a curated record. The coding region runs from base 1 to 591 and encodes 196 amino acids.
AUGGCCUCAGUGGACCAAGUCCAGCAGCAGCAGAACAAUCCUGCUUGCCAACCAUAUACCCCCACCGAGAGUGUACAGCACUCUCAACCCAAUCCAAGCGAGUCGGGCCUGCCAUAUGUUGCCGCAAGCUCGGUGCCUUUUACUGAUCUGACGAGCCCCAAUCUUGACGAGUAUCGAAAACCCAAACCGCCUGCGGACACUUCAAAACGGCAACGAUUCGGUCAGAAGAGCACCCCACAGCCCCAGGGGACGGGCUCGAAUCAAUUCAUCCCUCCUCCUCCUGCUGCUGCUGCUUCUUCUCAUUCUUCUCAACCCACUUAUUUACAACCACCGUAUGUACCACAUGAGCAGAGCCAGCAACAGCAACACCCACUACCGAUACCGCAAAUGCGGUUCCAUUAUUCUGGAAUGAUGGCAGCUCCACCACAGGAUACGAUCUUCAUCCCACACACCGUGGGACAAAUGGGGUCUCACGUGUUUCCCAUUGCAAACGGUCAGUGUCAAAUCCGGAUGAUCUCGUAUUUGGAAGUGUUGGUGCCCAUGGCACCGUAUCCAGCCCAACCACAUCAACCACCACGACCACAUCAGUGA